AUAUUCCCCGACAUGUUCGAAGACUAUCAUGAUGUACGUCCCCUGCGAGGCGCGGCCGAAGAUUGGCCCAUGUUGUACGACAAAGAGGCUCUGAAAAAGAACCAAGUAAAAGUAAACGCUGCAACGUAUGUCGAUUUCGGUCUUGUGCAACAGGCAGCGUCGGUCAUCGGCAACAGUUUCCAUGACGGUAUAAGCAAGAACAUGGAAAGCAUUUUAACGACCCUUUUUGAGCUGUCCAAACGGGAGCGCGAUUACAACAAAUUUUCUGAAGCAGCGAGUAGCCUGCGAUGUGGCAUUUUGGGAUCGAGAUAGUAUAGAGAUGAUCUUUGCUACAGGAUUGAUGGUAUCCACAGCCAUUGCAUAAAAGCUUUAUUUACUCGUACUGAACGGUAGUUCAGGAAUCUGUGUCAGAAAUCAAUGGAAGUCUUCAAAAU
Messenger RNA from Suillus bovinus, 434 nucleotides. RefSeq lists its product as uncharacterized. The record is from RefSeq and is a predicted model, not a curated record. The transcript is spliced from 3 exons. Lineage: Eukaryota; Fungi; Basidiomycota; Agaricomycetes; Boletales; Suillaceae. The annotation marks the transcript as partial.